Pelagomonas calceolata is the source of this 1908-nucleotide messenger RNA. Lineage: Eukaryota; Pelagophyceae; Pelagomonadales; Pelagomonadaceae. The record is from the annotation of a GenBank genome assembly.
AUGCAGCUGCUCCGCGCGGUCCUCGUCACGACGUCUAUUGCGGACUGGACGCCGUCGCUCGACCCCAUCCGCGCGACGCUCCAGUCGCUGGAGUGCCUCGACGCCGCGGAGACGCUCGUCGUUGCCGACGCGUUGCCAUCAGAACGGGAAGCGGAGGCGCUGUCGCCGCUAGAUGGAGACAAGUGGCGCCAACUAUAUGAAGAGAAGGCGGAGGCCUACGAUACUUAUUUACACGACCUGCAAACACUGUGCGACGCGCGGCCCGCUACCAGAUUGCUCCGUCAGGCGACGUUCGGGCACCUCGUGGGCUCCGUGCGCGCGGGCUUCGACAAUCUAAAAUGCGAUGCGGACGACGUUGUGUUAAUAACGCAGCACGACCUGGCGCUGUCGAGGGCGCCGCCCGUCGAGGACGUCUGCGAGCUACUCAAACAAAAGGAUGUGGACUACGUGCUUCUUUCCAGAGACGCCGACGGCGCGCCGCGCUUCGUGGACUGGUUCUAUGCCUCUCCACGAGAGUUUGACGGGGCGCAGCGUUUGCAACGGGGCCUCGCGGCCGCCGUGUCUCUCGACGGGGGCUACGCCGACCAGACGCACUUUAGUACAAGAAGAUGGUACGACGAGUCCGUGUUCCCCCACCUACCAGAAGGGGGCACAUGCAUGGAGCACGUGUUGCAUCCGGCGCCUGUUGCUGUGUGGAAAUCAAAAGUUCACGGCGCCUUGCCAUCGACUCCUGCUCGAUGGCGUGGCGGUGCCGGUUGCUCAUUGCUCGACAGAAUUAUCGGUUGCACCCGACACACUUGUUGAUUUCCACACAGGCCGGCGUCGCGCGGCGGGGCGUCAAUUUUGACGAAAGGCACGUACGCCCUCGAGCACGGCCCCCACCUGCGCGACGCGGUCCACGGCCUCAUCACGAAACGUACAGAAAAGUACCUGCCCGGUUUGACAUGGCAGCCCGUUUCGGAACCAGUGAAGAAGCCGGGCGCGUGGUCCCAGGUCUUCUGGCGCUCCAAUCGGUGGGCCGGCGCGGCGAACCGGGAAGACGGCGACUAUUCAUCAAGGGCGGACCUCGUGGCCUUUGUCGAUGAGGUGUGUAGGUGGCGUGUCGUCGACGAGCAGUCGAGAAGCGUACGCGCCGUCUCCAUUUUAGGUGAUGACGUCUGCGCCUCCUUCGAGUCAAGCGUAGAGGCCUUUUCCGUGAAAGACGGGCGGCCCACGCGCCUGCCGUGGGAUUGUGCGUCGCCGGUGCUGGCGCUCGCGGCGGAUGACGUUCAUGUCUACGCGGGUUGCUUCGACCGGCGGGUGCGCUGUGAGGACUGGACGGGGCCGCCGCUGUCGGGCUGGGCGCGCGCCCUGACCGUGCUGAAUGGUGCUUUAGUUCAGGUAGCGUGCGAGGCCGCCGUGCUCGUAAAAGACGGCGUCGUCGUCAGAACGCUCGACGCGGGUCCGACGACGAGCGACGAGGAAGAGUGGAGACGGCACGACAUCUGCGCGCUGGGUUCUUCCUCCACUUAUGUGGUCGCUGGUUUGGUUGACGGCAGUCUGAGGCGCUGGUCGACCGAAGACUGGGCGAUGGACGUAUUACCAAAUGCUCUAGUAAAUAGGGCCGUCGGCGUCGCCGUGUUCGAGGACGGUGCGGUCGUGGCCUGCGACGCGGCAGCCGUCAAGCGCUUUUGGACGUCAGACGCGGCCGAGUGGCGCGCGCCGGCCAAAAUAGCGGCCUUCGCCUCCUUCGAAGCAACGGUCGCCGUCGGGUUGACCAACGGCGAGGUGUGGCUCCUGGACGCGGCGACGCUCGCGCCGCUCCGAAGCGUCGAGGCGUCCGAAGCUGGCGUCGCAUCCGUCGCGCUUUCUAGUGACGUGCUCGUCGUCGGGGACGCGGAGGGGGUUGUCGUGGCGUUUGAUUUGUAA